AUGGAUCAUCCCAAGAAUUUCCAUUUUGUUAUUGUAUAUUAUGGACAUUAAUGUAUACAAACUCUAAAUCAAAAAUUAUUUUCAAUAUGCUUAGUUAUCUAAGGCAAAUUCAUUAGAAAUUCAUGUCCUAUAUUGACAUAAGGUAUAAGUGGAUCUGGUAAGGCGGUGGCCUCUAAGGGUAUUUUGGAUUACAUAGAAGCAGAUUCUAAGAGUGGAUUGUAUAUCUCUAACAGACUUAAUAAAAGGGGAAAAUAAGUAGUGAGAAAGAUCAUAACAACACUAUUCGAAGGAACCAGUUUGACGUAAAAUAGAUAUGCUGAUAGAAAUUAUCAUAUUUGAAAUCAAUUAAAUACAGCUUAUCAAAGAAGAUUUGAGUAAAUAUAUAUGUAGAUAUUUAGAAAAAUUUGCUAGGAACAAUCAAAUGAUUUUGUAUAUGAUACUGUGAAUUGGUUGAGGAAAUCUAAAUAGACCUGGAAUAAGAAUUCAUCUUAUUGGGAACACAAAAUUAAUUACUUUCUAGUUAGGAUGAUUAAAAUAAAUUUGAGGAGGAUAAAAAAUAAUCUUAAGAAGAUUUUUAUAAAUUAUUACACUCUUACAAUCCUUUGGUUAUCUGGAAUUCUCUUUGGAAGAGAUAGUAAACAUAUUUUUGCUGGUCCUAUUUAUUUAAAAGAAGAUAGUUAUUAAAAAGCUUAAGAAUUGUUGAAGAUUCUAAAUUAAAAUGAAAAAAAAAAUUCCAACAUCACAUAGGCUGGUUAGAGUAGGCAGAAUCCAUUGUUAAUGAAAUUAUUAUGA
Molecule: messenger RNA, 792 nt
Organism: Paramecium sonneborni
Lineage: Eukaryota; Ciliophora; Oligohymenophorea; Peniculida; Parameciidae
Source: the annotation of a GenBank genome assembly